This is a messenger RNA of Echinops telfairi (small Madagascar hedgehog), 1872 nucleotides long. It is a transcript of the gene LZIC, whose product is annotated as leucine zipper and CTNNBIP1 domain containing. Lineage: Eukaryota; Metazoa; Chordata; Mammalia; Afrosoricida; Tenrecidae. The record is from RefSeq and is a predicted model, not a curated record. Gene Ontology annotation, biological process: negative regulation of Wnt signaling pathway. Gene Ontology annotation, molecular function: beta-catenin binding. The coding region runs from base 44 to 616 and encodes 190 amino acids. The transcript has 7 exons. Gene Ontology annotation, cellular component: beta-catenin destruction complex; nucleus; cytosol.
UCUCCUGCGUGCGUCCGCGGCGUUCGGGCCCUCAGAAAUUAAAAUGGCUUCCAGAGGAAAGAUAGAGACAAGCAAAUUAAAGCAGAACUUAGAAGAACAGUUGGAUCGGCUAAUGCAGCAGUUACAAGAUCUAGAGGAAUGCAGAGAGGAACUUGAUCCAGAGGAAUAUGAAGAAACCAAAAAGGAAACCCUGGAGCAGCUGAGUGAAUUUAACGAGUCACUGAAGAAAAUCAUGUCUGGGAAUAUGACCUUGGUGGAUGAGCUAAGUGGAAUGCAACUGGCUAUUCAGGCAGCUAUCAGCCAGGCCUUUAAAACUCCAGAGGUCAUCAGGCUGUUUGCAAAGAAACAACCGGGCCAGCUCCGCACGAGGUUAGCAGAGAUGGAUCGAGAUCUGAUGGUGGGGAAGCUGGAAGGAGGCCUGUACACGCAGCAGAAAGUGGAGAUCCUAACAGCUCUCAGGAAACUUGGAGAGAAGCUCACUGCAGAUGACGAAGGCUUCCUGUCAGCAAAUGCAGGGGCUGUCCUCAGCCAGUUUGAGAGAGUCUCCACAGACCUUGGCUCUGGAGACAAAGUCCUUGCUUUGGCGAGUUUUGACGUUGAAAAAACAAAAAAUUGAUGUGGUGUGGAAUCUUGGACCAGUGACCACAUUCUUGGGAACGACAUUUUUCUUCCGAGGACAUUAAGUCUUCGCAAAGGAAUCGAGACUCUUGAGCCACAGUGAUAGCUUAUGAAGACAUGACAUAAAACCGUGCUGGCGCCUUCAGUGGUGCCCUUCAUCGCUGUGUUUCGUGUCAGGCCACCUUUGUGAGUGACCCUGCCCUUGUUGGUACGGAAGGAUUCACUGGUCCUUGUUUGUUAUGAUUUGUCUGUUUAAGAGAGUAAAGAAAAUGCGGUUUCUCUCCCUGAACUUAUUAGGCUGCUUGUUGGCAAGGGCUGAUAGCAAAUGAAAAGAUGUCCACUAAAGGCUCUCUUCUGCUGACGACUUUACUCCUGGUACUGAAUAGUGAGCGUCGCAACGUCAGUAGACCGCACGUGUGUUCUUCUAUAGAGCUUUAUAGAGUUCUAAGUGACCUUAGAAAUCAUUUUCAUUGUACAAACAAGGCAACUGAGGCUCACAAAGAGCAAAUGACUUGUUCAACAUCACCUUAGAGCUGAGGAUAAGACCAGUCCUAACUCUCAAUUUAGUGCUCAUUCAGUUUUUAUUUUGUUAAACUGUUUUGUUUUGUUCUUUUAAUUAUUAACAUGUAUUAAUGCAAGUCAGUGUCAGUGUGUAUGAAACUUUGAUAUCCCAACAAAAAGUUGACAGUACACCAAGGGCCCAUUCCCUAGCCUAUGUGCUCUCCUUCUGAAUAGAGCCCAUUGUGUCUCAGCAUGUUGAGUUUGGAACAAUGGGAGCCCUGUUGAGCGGCUCCUGAAGUCACUGAACCUCCUGCGUCCUCUCACCAGGGAAGCAAUAGGAAAUGGCAGCUAGGGGCCCUCCCUGCUGGUGACCUCUUGCUGAAACCCAGAGGGUGGUGACUCUAAGCUACUAUUUACUCUUCAGUUUUUGGAGAAACAUAAAAGUUGUGAAGGAAAACAAGUUUCUCUUCUGAAUGUUUAUCUAUCUGCAUGGUAAAAUAUAUAGAUCUAUAUAUAUGCAUGUAUGUUAGCUGAUUUCUUAGGCUCUGGCCAUUUUUAUAUUCUUCCUCAAUAUACUUUUUCUUUGCACUUUAUACAAAUUAAAAACAUUUUUACAGCUUCUUGUAUAGUGUAAACUCUUCUAGGUGCUCUGCCAACUGGGACAAAUUAGAAGAUUUUUGCUACACUAAUGCCUUAUUUGGAACUCUUAAUGGGCAAUUUUUUUAUAUUAGUUUAAAUGGUCAAACACACAUU